CAUUGCCCACGGAGGCUGGAAUUGUCCACACCAGAAGAAGCGACCACCAACCCGAGCCUGGAAAACCUGCACCAGUUGCAGGAACGGGCUGCGCUGGGUGGUGGGCAACGUCGCAUCGACCAGCAACACCAGCGCGGCAAGAUGACCGCCCUGGAGCGCCUGACGGCGUUGAUGGACGAUGGCACGUUCACUGAGAUUGAUCGUUUCGUCACCCAUCGGACGACCGAUUUCGGCCUGGCAGACCGGACCUUCCUGGGCGAUGCGGUGGUCACCGGCUACGGGAAUAUCGACGGACGGCAGGUAUUCGCCUACGCCCAGGACUUCACCGUGUUCGGCGGAUCGCUCUCGGAGGUGGUGGGACAAAAGAUCUGCAAGGUGAUGGACCUAGCCGCGAAAACGGGAUGCCCAAUGAUCGGCAUUUGCGACUCGGGCGGUGCCCGGAUACAGGAAGGGGCGUUGAGCCUGGCCGCCUACGGUGACAUUUUCCUGCGCAACACCAUGUACUCGGGGGUCGUUCCGCAGAUUUCGGUCAUCAUGGGGCCGUCAGCGGGAGGCGCGGUGUACUCACCGGCGAUCACCGACUUCAUCUUCAUGGUGCGUGGGACCGGCCAGAUGUAUAUCACGGGGCCGGACGUGGUGCGGGCGGUGACCGGCGAGGACGUCACCCACGAACAACUGGGAGGGGCGGACGCGCACGCGGCCCGCAGCGGCGUGGCGCACUUCGUUCACGAUUCCGAGGAAGAAUGCCUCGAGGAACUGCGCCGGCUGAUUUCAUUUCUGCCGCUGAACAACCUCGACGAUCCCCCGGGGUACCGCUCCGCCGACCCAAUUGACCGCGCUGACGAAGUCUUGCGCGCGAUAGUACCGGCGGAACCCAACCGGCCCUACGACAUUCGGGAGGUCAUCUACCACAUUGUUGACGACGAGGACUUCAUGGAAGUCCAGUCCGGGUACGCGCCAAACGUCGUGGUGGGCUUCGCAAGGAUGGCCGGGCGCACGGUGGGAUUGGUCGGCAAUCAGCCGGCGUACCUAGCCGGCGUACUCGACAUCAACGCGUCGGCCAAGGCGGCGCGGUUCGUUAGGUUUUGCGACUGCUUCAACGUCCCGCUGGUAACGCUGGUGGACGUGCCCGGUUUUAUGCCCGGGACGGAGCAGGAAUACGGCGGCAUCAUUCGACACGGGGCCAAGCUCAUCUACGCCUACGCCGAAGCCACCGUGCCCAAGGUUGCGCUGAUCACGCGAAAGGCCUAUGGCGGCGCCUAUAUCGUGAUGAGCAGCAAGCACCUGCGCUCGGACGUGAACCUCGCGUGGCCCAACGCCGAGAUCGCCGUGAUGGGUCCGGACGGCGCGGUGAAUAUCAUCUACCGGGAAGAGAUCAACAACGCGGAAGACCCGGACGCGCGCCGAGCCGAGCUGAUCGCCGACUACCAGGAACGGUUCACGAACCCGUAUGUCGCCGCCAAUCGGGGUUACCUGGACGACGUGAUUGAUCCGGCAGCGACGCGGGCCACCGUCAUUCGCGCGCUGGAAAUGUUGCAGAACAAGCGAGACACGUUGCCGCCUAAGAAACACGGGAACAUCCCGCUAUAA
Molecule: messenger RNA, 1590 nt
Organism: Geodia barretti
Lineage: Eukaryota; Metazoa; Porifera; Demospongiae; Tetractinellida; Geodiidae
Source: the annotation of a GenBank genome assembly